This is a messenger RNA of Miscanthus lutarioriparius, 528 nucleotides long. The record is from the annotation of a GenBank genome assembly. NCBI's taxonomy places the organism in Eukaryota, Viridiplantae, Streptophyta, Magnoliopsida, Poales, Poaceae.
AUGGCCAUCGGCACUACCACCGAACGACCGACGGCGGCGGAAGCCGUGGCGAGCCACAACCUGCUACGGCGACUGAUCCUGUCGCUGUCGCUGUCGACGGCGAGCAAGGUGAUCGUGAAGCAGCAUGGCGGCGGCCACCAGCAUCAGAACCGGGCCGGCGCCGGCGGCGGCGCGUUCACGUGCAAGACGUGCGGGCGCGCGUUCCCGACGUUCCAGGCGCUCGGCGGCCACCGGACGAGCCACAAGCGGCCGCUGGUGCGCGCGCACGGCCUGGACCUCCUCCUCGGCGCGCGGCCAGGGAAGGGCGCCGCCACGGCCGCGGCCAGCGACGUGCACCGGUGCACCACCUGCGGAGCCGUGUUCCCCACUGGGCAGGCGCUCGGCGGACACAUGCGCCGACACAGGGCUGCAGCGGCGUUCGAUGUCGUCGUGCCCGUGCACGGCGAGAGCGAGACGGCGGAGAGGGUUGUUGAUGCCUUGUCUGGAGAUGAUGACGUGGGGCCCAUUAGGUUAUUCAAGUUCAUAUGA